Messenger RNA from Paramuricea clavata, 10448 nucleotides. The record is from the annotation of a GenBank genome assembly. NCBI's taxonomy places the organism in Eukaryota, Metazoa, Cnidaria, Anthozoa, Malacalcyonacea, Plexauridae.
CCUAACAAAAUUUUAAAACAACAAAUAUUGCAAGUCAUUUUCUCCUGUUCUCCAAUAUUUCACAAUUUUGCAGCAAUCUAGCUUAGAUUAAGGCAUUUUCAACAUGUCUCGAUCGUUCGAUGUUGUAAUUUUUGGAGCGAGUGGUUUUACUGGGCAGUUUGUCGUACAAGAAUUCGCCAAACAUAAUUCGCAAAACCUUCGCUGGGCCGUGGCAGGAAGAAAUAAAGAGAAACUGCAAAAUGUUUUGCAACAGGCAUCAGAGCAAUCGGGUUGGUUGAUUUUAGAUGCUACUGUGCAAUCAACUUAGAAUGGUUGAAUAUGUACAAUAGAAGAAUAGGCGUUGAAUUCUUUCGUUUAUAUAUUAAAUUGCCACUUUCAUUAUUGUGACAAUGUGACUAAAGUCCAAGAGGUCACGUGAUAAUGAUAUAAAAUAGAACACAUGAAAUUUGUUGUCAGUAUGGGCGUAAUAUUACCAAAACUAUGGAUGUUUCUUCUCACCCGAAAAAACAUGUCGUGAUUUCGCGUCAAAACAUUCGGGUAUGCGACUACAUUUCUACGCCUAUUAUUGUUAAAAUGUGGAACUAUUUUUAGGUAUGAACAAGCUUUCAUUUGUAGGGAUGCAACUACCUGAAAAUAUAUAAGGCAAAUUUUGACAUUUCGAGCGAAGGCCUUUCAUCUGGAGUUAUCGUAACUCCAGACGAAGGGCCUUCACUCGAAACGUUGAAAUUCUCUUUAUAUAUUUUCAGGUAGUUGCAUCCCUACCAAUGAAAGCUGAAAGCUUGUUCAUUAAUUUAUUGGCACUACCCAGCCUCAUACCCAGGCACUUUGUUGUGCUACACCGUUGCGCGACACACAUGCGGGACGACACGCGUGGGAGAAAAUGGACUGAAUUUGCGGGGAAGUGCCUGGCAGAAUUUGUAUUCAAGCUGGCGGAUCUGCUAGAUCUGACAAAUGCAAAUGAGAAUUUAAAUGAAGUCCUUGAUGAAGAUGUGCGUUCAAUGUUUUCUGGAUUGGAAAGGCCAGUCCACGCAAGCCAUAGAACAACACAUAGCGCCUGGGUACAAGGCUGGGCACCUACACUGGCAAAGACAGUUCAAGAUUAUUUUUAGGUAUGUCAAUAUAAUUUCUUGCAGACCAGUCAGACGUCAUCAUUCCCACAAUGUUGACUUCACAAUGUUAGUUCCUGAAUGUUUUGACGCAAAAACAUUGCACAGUUUUUCAAGCAAGAGGAAGGAUCCACGGUUUCGGUAAUGGGGAGGUUUAGUUUUUAACUACAAGUACAACAACGAGUAAGAGAUUUUUUCCACUAAAAGUAUAGCCAAUUUUCUGGUGACUUUGGCAAGUUGUAGUCAACCUGCUGUUGAGUACAAGAUUUGUUCAAAAUCUUCGCGCAGGAAACUUGGAAUUGUAAACCAAAGAUACCUAACCAUUGAUCAUUUUAUUUAAUACUAUUAUAAUUUUACAGGUAAAGAUUAUUCUGGCAUAGAUGUCAUUAUAGCUGAUGUAAAAAAUGAAGAAUCAUUAAACACGAUGUGUUCCCAGGCUAGAAUCGUCUUAAAUUGUGUAGGACCAGUAUGUAUCAAACAGCUUUACCUGCCUGCAGUAUUCCAGUGGGAAAUAUAAUAGUCACAUAAAGCUCUAUGUGGUUUGUCUGAAAAAUGAGGAAAAAAACAGUUAACCAUUAAUGUGCAAGACUUUCCCCUUGAUAGGAAAAAAGCUCAUCGUAUUGACUCUGGGUUCGGACCGGGAUCGAGCUCCCAACCUCAAUGGCCCAAAUGGGCACCCAGGCUCAGGCUGUAGAUUUUGAUAUAUUAUAAUGUCAGUUUCGGAUCAUGAAUUCUCAAAAGGUCUAGGAAAUAGCAUUUCAAAGACUCCAGACUUAAAUUUUUUUCUGGGGUCUUGCCUCUUACUAAAGGGGAGGGGCCUUCACAAAUUUUGAACCUGGGGCCUCGAUAUAACAUUACACCACUGGCACGAAUAUCUUCCUAUAAUUGACAAGCAAGUGAAAGUGAAAAUGUUUAGUUUUGUCCCUUUCAAAUCUGCACAGAUUGAAAAAUGUGCAAAAAUAUCAUGUUAAGAGUGGGAGAAAUAGAAUCUUGUGAAUGUUAGAAUAACCAAAAAUGAGUAUUGCACUAAUUUCAAUAGAAGAAUUAAUUAAAGAAUGUUUCAGAAGUCAUAGAAGUGUGCAUUUUUUGUUAUAUCUAGUAUCGUUUCUUUGGAGAACCUGUAGUAAAAGCUUGUGUUGAGAAUGGUUGUCAUCACCUUGAUGUCAGUGGAGAGCCUGAGGUGCAUUAAUUUUAACUCAACUAAACUAACUACUGUAAAUGAUCUGAGAAAUGCCUUCUCUCUAAUAAAUGACCGGUCGUUAUUUAUAGUGUGGGGUGGCACUGAAGAGAAAUGUUUUUCUUGGUAAAAAUUUUGCUGAUCUAUUAAAAAGUCAGAAUUUUUCUUUACCCAACCUCAAAUAACAAUAAAUAAAUAGUCACAAAUACCCAAUCAAGGCCCAGUUGUCACACAUGUCCCCUACCACUUCUCUGACAUGCGUUUGAUAACAUGCAUGUGCAAUUUUAUGCAGUGUAAAAUUUCCUGUUCUUUGCACAUGUACUUUGUUUGGAGACACCAUUUGCCUCCUGACAAAUCGGGAAAUGACCAAGUUAGUGACUCUUAUUUAUUAACAUAUCGCACAUAUUGACAUGCAUACAUGACGUUGACACUGGAUUUUAGUCUUCAAUAUUUGAGUGAGUCUUGUUUUGGAAAUCAAAAUAGUUUUUUGUUACCCAAGCCUUGAGUUGUUUUCUUUUUUUCAUUACCCAACCCUUUUCUCUUCAGUGCCACCCCCCUCCAUAAAUAAUGACCGGUCCCUAAAUGCCUGUUAUGUAAUAGACGUUCUGCACCCAUCUUUACUAAAACGUUCUUUCUCUAAUAAACACCCCCUCUCUGCAAAAGUGUUAUUAGAGAAAGGUCUGGGACUGGGACCAGUUGUAAGAAAGCCUGAUAGUGCUAUCCACCGGGGGCUGCCUGGUUGUUCAAAGGUGGGUUAGCGCUAACCCUGGGUUAAAACUUAACCUCCUGUUCUGGUUUGUGUAUUUCUGCACGUCUGUUUAUUUCAAAACUUCAGAGAAGUAAACUACUAUCAAUCUAGACAAGAUCUCUGAAGAAAUAUUUCCAAAUUUAUAGACAAGCUGUCAGCAUGUUUGCUUUGAAUUUUAGGUUAACCAAGGUUUUAAGCUAAUCUAGCUUUGAACAACUGGCCCCGGGUAGUGAUUUUUUCAAACGUUGUAAUUUUUUUGUCUCUGGUGUUAUGCACUCAGGUGAGGAUAUAUGUUUGUGAUAUUGUCCGAGUGUGUCCACACCGGGCAGGCUGAAAAAUUUGCUUGACUGUGGUGGGAAUCGAACCCGGAACCUUCAGGAUACUAGUCCAAUGCUCUACCAACUGAGCUACGAGGUCAAGUCGGUUCGAGUGCGUGAUAUUUCGGAACUCGAUCUAGUUCCUUUGAUAUCAGUGUGUUUUUACGAUCUUGAAUUUUUUGUUUCUGGUGUUGUGUACUCAAGUGAAGAUAUAUGUUUGUGAUGUUGUCUCUGAGUGUGUCUACACCUGCAAAGUUUGCUUCACCUCGUAGCUCAGUUGGUAGAGCAUUGGAUUAGUAAACCAAAGGUCGCGGGUUCAAUUCCCACCGCGGUCAAGCAAACUUUUCUGGGGUCGUUAACCUUUUUGCGUGCCUGCGACCGCAAAAAUUAUUUUGAAAAUGUGCCUGCAAAAUGUCUCGUGCAACAUGCGAAAUCACGACGUGAUGAGCCAUCAGCCAACCCUGGGUCAGAGGGUUUCUUUUGGAGGGGGGAGAAUGGUGGAGGGGGGAAUGAUGGAGAGGGGUGCAGGCUAGCGGUAACAGGAAACCCCCUGACGGCAGGCUGACUUAUGAGUUAUGGCUUUAUAUAUGUUUGGCCAUAUAAGAAAUCGAGAAUUUUAAGCUCAGACUCACAAUCAUGCACGUGCACUGGCAGUUGUUUUCUAGAAAUUUUAACUUUUCAGUAUCCCUAUUAACAAAUAUUUUAAUGACUAAUAGUAACAGAUAGUAAAAUACAUAAUAAAAUAAGAAAUUUUUAUUUUAUAACUUCUGGUUUCAAAAGUUUUAAAAAAUGUGCCUGCAAGAAAGUUGUUUCUGAAAUGUGGUCCCCACUUUAAUGACCCCGGAGAAAACCCACGACUUGCGGUAGAGCGUUGAGCCGUUGACCAACUCUUUUCACAUAAGUGUCAUUAGUCUGAUGUGAGGCGAAUGCGCCACCGAAGCCCCUUGUAAGCAAGGGUGGGUUGACUACAAAAUUUUUGUAGUUCGCUAUAACUACAGCUACUUCAAAAAUAUGUAGUCAGCUACAACUACUGCUACUUUUGAACAAAAGUAGUUCGCUACUGACUACAUUUCGCUAUUUCGCUAUACACUAUAUAUUUUUAGUUUUACUAUAUUUGGAGCAUCUACUAACUCAGGCUGUAAUGUAAUCUAUAACAAAUCGACUUACGAGUAGCAACAGUAAACACAAAGCAACAUUUUGUAAGCAGUACAGUGUUCAGGAGUGCAAAUUGACUAUUGAGUAUUGAUUUUAAGCAAACCGUGUCUCAAUAUCAUGCUAUUCUAUCAAGUUGCUAACAAUUUUAAAAAGUAGCGAAUAGCGGUUCGCUGUUUGAAAAGUAGUCAACUACUUGGCUACUUUCAGGCAAAAUGUAGUUCGCUAUAACUACAACUACUGUUUUAAAAAAAUAAUCAAAACCUACUGGCUACUUGAAAAUUGUAGUUCGCUACAGUAGCGAACUAAAACUACUUCGCUACAACCCAACCUUGCUUGUAAGUAUAUUUAGUUGUCCUGAACUAAUCUAUAUAUUAAAACGUACUUAUGUAAAGUUCUAUUAUCAGUAUCUAGAGACGAUGCAAUUUAAGUACAACGAAAAAGCGAAGGAAUCCAAGAUAUUUGUGGUGGGGACAUGUGGCUUUGACAGCAUCCCAGCAGACAUGGGCAUUGUUUACACACAGAAGAAAUUCCCAGGUACAGAAGUCAAAGUUUUUAAACGAUAAUAAAUGGGAAAAUUCUUAAUGUAAAAUUGUGUCGGUAGGAAAAUGAUUUGAUCAUCAAUCCGAAAUAAUUUCUAACCUUACAGGACAACUGUGCCACGUUGAAAGUUUUCUGACUGUUCAUUCAGGGGACAAGGUAUUUCUCUAUACACCAUACAUUAUUCAUAAAGAUUAAAGGUGGCGGCUAGCAAGGGAAAGGUGGUAAGUUUGGUCCCGUCUCAUAACUGGAGGCAAUGCUAUGACCAAAACAAAAUCUUUCUGCUCUACAUGAGUCAACAUAACUUCGUCCUGGUCUCAUGUAAACAUUGACUAUAGAGCCAACACUCUCACUGAAACGAAAUCAUCCUUCUCUGACUUCGUCCUAGUCUUAUGUAAACAGCAACUAGAGACAAGACUAUGACUGAAACGAAAUCAUCCCGCUCUGAGCUCGAUCCGAUCUCAUGUGAACGAUGAUGACAAGAGACAACAUUAUAACCAAAACGAAAUCUUCCUUCUCUGACUUCGUCCAGAUUUCAUGUAAAAACAAGUACAAUAGAGAAAAGUCCAAAACGAAAUCAGCCUGCUCUGACAUCGUUCCGAUCUCAUGUGAGCGAUGACUAUAGAGACAACACUAUAACCAAAAAAAGAAAUCUUCCUUUCCCGACUUUGUCCUGGUCAAAUGUAAACAACAAGUAGAUAAAACAUUAAAAGACUAUGACCAAAACGAAAUUAUGCUGUUCUGAGCUCGUCCCGAUCUCAUGAAAAGAAAUCAUUCCUCUCUGACUUCGUCCUAGUCUAGUUAGUCUCGUAUAAACAGUUACUAUAGAGACAACACUAUAACCAAAACUUCCCACUCUGACUUAGCCCUGGUUACACUGGUAGCGACCACUAUAGAGAGUACUAUGACUACUUCUGACAUCAUCUCACUAGUGUUUUCAUUAUAGGGAAUGCGUGGUCAUUAUGGAACAUAUCAAUCUCUCAUAUACGGCGUUGCGAGCGAGAAAGAAGGAAAUCUUAAAACAUUAAGAAAACAGUUGUUUCCAAAUCCCAUGCCAAAAGUUGGACCCAAAUUGAAAAUGAGGUGUUGAUAGUUAUAUAUAUAUGCGUGGCUUCUAUAUGGGGCGCAAUCCUGGUCCUUUCAAACUUCCCCCCAAAAUCACCAUCAAACAGUAAAGCUAACUAAAUAUUCAUGAAUUUUGGCGCUUUUGACAGCCGCUGUGGUGGUGGUAUAAGAUCCCUCAUAAUAUAUUUGCGAUGCAGAGGCCGGUUAUAUGAAGGCCAAAUAGCGCUAUCCACUGCAGACUGUGAUUUUUUCAACUUUUGCAAAAAUGCAAAGAAUGUUGUGAAACUACAGAUAUGGAUCUCACAAUUAAUAAAAAGAAACUUAUAUUAUACCUAAUUUAUGAAUACGAAAAUUUAAUCUGAGUUGUACAAAUCAAUGGACAAUUUUAGAAAGUUUUAGAAAUCACUAUCCAGUGAUAGCGUGAUCGGGCCUUCGUGUAGACCCCGCGCCUUGUAGAGGGAUAAUGCAGUUUAGAAGAACUGGUAUAUCUAUCCAGCAUAAAUAAAAUUAGGUGGGGUUUUUUCUCCAAAUCCCUAAACUUCAAGAAACGAUCGUCUGUACGGGGUUUUAGUUUCAAAACUAAUACGAACGUAUUGUAAUACGUGUGUAUUAUUACGUACAUAAUACUUUAAGACUAUAUACUAUAGAAUCAUUUCCUACCCCGUUUCAGAGGUUCGAUAUUUUUUGGAAAAGAGGUAGACAAGUGGUCAUUGCCUUUCCUUGGCGCAGAUCCCUCUGUAGUACGUCGAACACAACGCUACAGAAAUGAUGAGCUACAAAAACCUCCUAUACAAUACGCAGCCUACUUCACUAUGCCAUCCAUUAUAUAUGUCGCCAUGUUCCUCGUGUUUGGUCUUCUCUUCAUGUUGCUCGCGUCCUUCCAAUAUGGACGAAAACUUUUGGAAAAGGUAUGCACGGAAUUGACAAAGUAUACACACACACGGAAAAAUUCUCACAUCUUGUAGCAAGUCUGCCAACAAGCCGUCGAUAAGUUGUGUUCGCACUGCUUCUCCCAAGUUGUCAACAAGUUUGGAACAAGCUGUGAACAACUUGUAACAAGCUUGAUGGCAUUAUCAGAUUUGUUGCAAGGUUGUUCCAACAAGUCCGAUACAGUCAUGAUAUAACAAUAUUGUUACAACCUUGUGUCGUCAACCUUGCAACAUUCUUGUUAUUUCAUGACUGUAUCAAACUUGUUAGAACAACUUUGUAACAAGUCUGAUAAUGCCAUCAAGCGUGUUCCAAACUUGUUACAACUGGCAACAAGCAAAGCGAACACAACUUGUCGACAGCUUGUAAACAAAUUUGUAACAACUUGUAUGCAGACUUGUAACAACUUUUUCGUUUUCGCUCCUUUAAAUGUUUGCAUGGGCUUCGGUGGUGUAAUCGACAGCACCUUUCACCUUUGAGCUGCAAGUAAGCAUGAUUAGCACCCCCGCCCCCACCCACUUACUUCACUUGCUUUUUAGUAACCUAAGGACUAAGGUAACCUCGUAUUAAGGGAUUUUUUCCUGUUUGAGGCAGGGAUGGAUUUACUGGGGGGUGCGGGGGGGGGGAGUGCACCCCCCCCCAGUCCUGACCGGGGGGGUGCUAUUUUUUAUGAUAAAGCAAAAAAUUAUUAGAGACAAAAUGAGAUACAGUAAUUUGAGUAAUAACAUGAUGAUAAGCGAACUGUGAACAACAAUUACAAUUCAAAUACAGUAGUCAAGCAAGACUUUGCAGUAGUGAAGCAAGUUGAUGGGCGGGCGGCACACACGACCGACACAACUCGGCACCACAGCCAGCAGAACACCCCCCCCCCCCUACCAGAUCAUGCUGGAUCCAUCCCUGGUUUGAGGAUUCCCUCAAUUUUAUACUGUAUACUCGGAAUGUAUUUGCCCAUGCAGGUCAGGGAUGUAUAAUGGGCUUGUGAAAAACUAUUUGAUUUUUUAUCAUUAGUAUCCCAAGAUCUUCUCCUUUGGAUUAUUUUCACACGAAGGACCAACGAAAGAACAGGUACACCAUUAUGACACUUAACUAUAAAAAUACCUGAAUGCAUAACCUAUUUCACAUGCCACGAAGACACUCAUAACAUACAAUUUAUCUUUAUAUUUAGAUGGACAGUACUGGUUUUACAAUGACAUUUUAUGCGAAAGGAUUUAGUAAAGAUUACGAGGGUGAAAUCAAGUAUGUACUACAUUGUCAAGGUUUUAAAUUUUCUGUGAAACUCUGGCUAACUGUGGCGAACUACACAAACCUAUAGGGGUCUGUGGGCAUGAUCGCCCAGGAAACUUGAAAUUUCGAUGCUCUAGACUGCCGUUUUUUUCAGCAAAGUCAUUAUCAUUGAUAUGUUCAUUUGCCUUCAUUGUGUGGUAUAUUAUUCAAGGACAGCAUGUUCGCAGAUCGCAUGCACAAGUUUAUUAAUAAAAUAUGUAGCAUUUUCGUAGUAAAUAAAACAAGAAACAUUUUCAAUUGUAUGUUCACCACAACUUUCAUAGUCCUCGUUUGACAAUUGAAAAACACGGCAAAAUGUAAAGCUCUGGCGAAUUUUGGCAUGGCUUGACUGAAAGGUAUGGCGAAUUUCGCCACUUUCCGGCCUAAAAUGAAAAUCCUGCUGAUUGUUGCUGAACAUAUGAAGCCUCAGUCAAAAGAGGAUGAGAGUUGUUACAGUUAUGAGAGUUCUUGCGCGCGUUCGACCGCCCACACUUUCAUCGCCUCUCAUCAAAUCGCAUCAACUUCGAAAUGGUUCAAAUUUGGAUGAGAGUUGAUGACGCGUGGUAAUAUCCAUGCAGUCAAACUCUCAUCAACUCUCGUGCAUGCAACUAUUGUUCUUGUUUGCCCGAGGCAUGCGAGUCGAGAAAACUCCCAUGCAAACCCUCGCUUCUCAACUCUCAUCAACUUGAGCUCAUUCUCGUUUGAGCAGUUUUUAUGAAACAUAACUUUUGAAACUUUUGUAGCUCGGAUUCAAAGAUGGAUAAGAAAAUUAUCACUCGUAUUGUUGGACCCGGUGAGACUGGAUCGAAUAUUUUAAAAUUGACUAAAAUAGUUGGUUUAAAAUACUUGAUGUGAUUAAUUGUUUGAUUCACACAGUAUGUGUACACGGCUAAUUUAAUUCUUAUUGUAUUUACUACAGAGCUGGCUUAUGUAACCACUCCAAUCUGCAUGGUUCAAGCUGCUCUUGUGAUUCUUAACGAAAGAGAGUCCAUGCCAGAAAGGCAAGUCCUUUUUUAUUUUGUUUGCGUCACCAGCACCAUUUUGUAACAGAAUGCAGUGGUCAGUAACAUCGAGUGUGGGCUCAGCUCUUUGCCUAACUGUGAAUAAGUUAUGGCGAAUGAUACAGAUCUAGGUGGUCUGGGGGCAUGAUCUCCCAGGAUCUAGCCUCAUCUGCAAAGAGGGAUGCAGGUUUUCCAUGGGGUGAUGCAUGAGGUCCUCAACGCCACUAUCCCAACAUUAUUAUUAUUUGAGAUAGCCGAAUCUGCAUGUUCUCCGUUCUGUUACUGUACGUCAAGUUUGCAUCAUCUUUUGUCCAUAAAGUUUAUAUCGGCUUUUUAUCAUGUAUGCGUGACUGGACAGUUGCUGUAGCGCAACACAGUAAAUUUACUUGUUAAAGUAUACAAUAUAUUUGAAAAUAUGGCUGUAUAACAACCUCGACAUGUUUACAUAUUAACCAUGAUAAUUUAAGUGUAAAGCAUUCUGAGUAUUUUCUCGUGCUCACAAAUCAAUUAAAUCGUUUCAAGAAAUCGACGCGCGCUAACAGUAGAAGUUCCACUAAUCGCUAUUCGAAAAGCAAAAAAUGUAUGGUCAUGCAGAUUUUGUAGGGUGGUGGUGGAUUUCUCUAGGGGGGGGGGGUGCUAGACACCACUACUGCAGGUGGGGUGCGCACCCCCACGGUAGAUCCGCCCCUGCCCUAAACCUGACCUCUGUGUGCAGUUGUCUGAUUAUAAUUUCGCCUAUAUAACUCAUACAGUAUGUUAGGGAGUUCUUCCAGUUUGGUAGGUUUUCUCCGUGGCCUGGCGUUCUCCGGUUUCAUCCAGCAGUAACACAUUAACAGUUAGGGAUGGCCUUUACCGGACCUCUAGAGAGAACAGCGCGAUGUAUACCAGAAUAAAGUUAGUUUAGUGUAAAAUCUUACGUGUUGUGUACUUUUUCCAGCGGUGGAGUUUUGACACCUGGUGCUGCGUUCGCUGAAACGACAUUGAUUGAACGUUUGGACAAGGCUGGGGUUCGUUUUGUCACCGUGGAGGAGCCAAAAGCGAUCGCCAAUGAAUAGAGAUUGAUCACUUCAAUAGACACUUAAUCGACACUUAAUCUGUAGGGGAAAUAAAUGAAAAUUAUUUUGUAGAUCAUUGAUAUAAUACAAUAUAUAC